UUUUGGGUAGUGGGAAUCUGGCCCUUCACUGCCUGUGUUGCUAAAGUAAAAGCCAAGCGCAGCGACCCGAAGACCGGAACUGUAGCAGGAGCAACUGACAUCCUGGCCUGGAGAGCGUGACAGGCACGCGUGCAUUGCAGAGGAGUAUGAGCGUCAUGCUGAAGAAGAAAAGUGUUUUUGAUGCGAUGCGCCCGGCCGACGUGUUGGUUGUUCCUUCUCUUGGUGGACCUAGCAGCCGCAUUGCAAGAGCUGUGGCCAGCGUAUCCAGCGGAGCGUAUGACAGCUGUCUGGAGACGCCUGUAUGCCUCAUUCGAAGGCUUUGUUGAAACACACUGUGGUGACACACAGGUCACACUGCCCACGGUUCCUUCAAGGACCGAAGUGAGUGACAGCCCCAACUGUUUCUUUCCCAUUGCUGCCAUACGAUACUCGAUACUCGAUAGGCUGAGAACGCAACAGAUACUCUAACGUAUAACGUUACCAAUCUACGCCAGCAGCUGGACACCAGCAAAUGUCAGCUCAUGUAACGGCGCGGCUCGAGAGAUGCAGAGUUGAAUGAACUCUGGACCUGUAUUACUAGUCACAGAUACAAGUUGAAACCAGAGUAUGAUCAUCAAUAACUGACGUUGUAUGAGUAACAACCUCGAUUGCGGUAGUUGUUGCAGUAGAAAGCCAGCAAUGGAGCGGCGACACACUAUGUUCUAUGGACGUUCUCUUGGACUUGUUAUAUUGCUGUGGAUGGCGAUUACCAAUGUGCGAAGCUGUCCUUCUAUUUGUGUCUGUCAUGGAAGCACAACAGACUGUGCAGACAAGGCACUAUCAGCAGUACCGCGUAAUGUAUCAAGUAAUUCAACAUAUUUGAAAUUAUAUGACAACCAAUUUGAUAUUCUGCAACGAAGCACCUUCGUUGGCCUGGAGUUUCUGGUUGGCAUUGAUUUAAACUGGAAUCGGAUUCAUACAAUAGAGUACGAUGCCUUCCAUGGCUUGCCGAUACUCACCUCGAUAUGGUUGCGAGGCAACAGGAUCGUGAGUAUACCACCAGGUACAUUUGACUUACCAGGCUUAUUAUCCCCGGGUGUCCAUAUUGACCUGCGAAAGAAUCAACUGCGCCUUAAUGGGAGUAUUUGCAGCAUUCAAGAGCAUCUUUCUCUCGGAUCUGUGGUCGUCGACUCAACUGUUACCGUAUACUCAACAAACUAUCUUCUAACCACUACAGUUUCAGUCAUCAGUAUUCAAAAGAGAUCGAUUGAAGUCACAGUGUCCACCACAAUAAAGCUCAAUGGUUCAGAUUAUUGUGUUGAGUACCGGCGCACACACGUAUCAGGUGUGAUCUCAACGACCAACCUUGUUACAACAUGCUCAGCGUCUGUGAGUGGCAAUAUGUCAUUAGUUGGUCUAGAGGAGGAUGCUACAUACUCCAUCCAGGCGUAUGUAAUGAACUCAUCGCAGGUACUGCAGUACUGCAAGUCUCCUAUUUACAAUCUAACAACAUUGGUAGCAACUCCCUCUAGGGCUCCAAAUAUAACUCAUCUUUAUCCAAGUGCACAAGAAAUCAACAUCUCCUGGACUGCUAUCAGCCUCCUGGACUUUAAUGACCGAUCACAAGGAUAUAUGGUUUCUUAUCGUGCGGACCAUAGCAUCAACGUCAGUACUGUACAUAGUGAGCUUACGAGUAUCACUAUCAAUGGUUUGACUGCUGGUACAGUGUACACUCUGUCCAUUGCUGCGACAUCUUCUGCUGGUGUUGGCCCUUCAACGUCAAUAACAACUUCAACUGUGCAGGAGAGACCUAUCACUAUGACGACAAUGGAGGAAUGCAUGAGUAUGGUUGUCACUACUGUAAGCUCACAACAAGUUCCCAGCACUGCAGGACCGACCUUGCAACCUAGUACAGUUUUGACAGAUACAAGCAUUGCGGCGAUCAUAGCGUGUGCAGCGUCAAUCAUCCUUGUUCUCUUGGCUAUUCUCAUUGUCCUCGUUCGAAGAAGGACUGGUGUUCCAGCAGUUGCAGGUAACGCAAGCAGCAGCCGGACUUCCUGCAGUCAGCAGACCCAUGUAGAGAUCUCUGCUGAUAACAAUAUGUAUGACGAACACCAAAUGGUAUCUACAGACACAAUCCUUACUGAAAACGCGGCCUAUGGCGAACACGUGCACCCUGACCCAAUGUACGAUGAUGUUCAUUAGGGUGUUAACUAGAAAGCAAGUUCACCCUCUCCUGGCCAAUUUGUCCAUUCCUAGUUCCUACUGCAUUCCAUUGUAUUACAUCAGCCAUGCAACACACCCAUAACUCUAGCACAGAUACAUUAUAAUACGUGUGUUGAAGUUUCGCAAUCUAUUCCUUCGUAUGCAAAGACGCAAAUCCACACAAUUAAGUGGACGCUUCCUUUCAUCUAUCAAACGUUUUUUUCCCUUCUCUUCAUGAUAAUACUUGUGCUGUAUGUAGUUCUUCUUUCGUUUAGCCACCGGUUCUUUUACUAUUACAUGUUGUAUGUUGGCUGUUCUAUUACAUGUUGUAUGUUGGCUGAUGAUUGUUGCAAUUCGUAUUCUGA
Molecule: messenger RNA, 2549 nt
Organism: Sycon ciliatum
Lineage: Eukaryota; Metazoa; Porifera; Calcarea; Leucosolenida; Sycettidae
Exons: 10
Coding region: 631-2184 (517 amino acids)
Cellular component (GO): extracellular matrix
Molecular function (GO): protein binding
Source: RefSeq, a predicted model, not a curated record